Molecule: messenger RNA, 2365 nt
Organism: Pygocentrus nattereri (red-bellied piranha)
Lineage: Eukaryota; Metazoa; Chordata; Actinopteri; Characiformes; Serrasalmidae
Gene: gba3
Product: glucosidase, beta, acid 3
Exons: 5
Coding region: 268-1716 (482 amino acids)
Biological process (GO): carbohydrate metabolic process
Molecular function (GO): hydrolase activity, hydrolyzing O-glycosyl compounds
Source: RefSeq, a predicted model, not a curated record
CUGGUGUGAUAUUUGUGAUAAUUCCACCUCCUUCUAAUCCCUCAUUCAGACAGUCUGCUCACUCCGGCAGACCCGCUGACCUCAAGCAGAGCGUCUUCCUCUUGACUGCGCGAUGACGUAGGCGACGUAGGGCUGCGCGUACGGACGCUCGGCGCUGCGUUUCCUUUUCGUGCGAAUACAGGAGAACAUCUCGAAACAAAACCGCAGAUGCCAAGGAAGCGCUGACAGAGCAGGAGCGCGUUAUAUGAACGCUGCUCUGGGAUAAAGAUGUCUCUUUCUAAAGAGGUACCAGCGGAUGCCUUUCCACAGGGUUUCGCGUGGGGAGCUGCAACCGCUGCUUAUCAAAUCGAAGGGUGCUGGGACAUGGAUGGUAAAGGCCCCAGCAUAUGGGACACGUUCUGCCAUGCUAAAGGCAGAGUAUUUGAGGAUCAGACAGGAGAUGUGGCCUGCAACAGUUACCAGCUUUGGGAAGAAGACCUGAAAUGUAUCCAGCAGUUAGGCCUCACCCAUUACCGCCUGUCCUUAUCUUGGUCCCGACUGCUUCCUGAUGGAACCACAAAUUAUAUCAAUCCAAAAGGUGUUGCAUAUUAUAACAAAGUGAUCAAUGAUCUCAUUGCCAGUGCUGUUAUGCCCAUGGUCACCCUGAACCACUUUGACCUGCCCCAGGCCCUGGAGAAUCGUGGUGGAUGGAAAUCUCCAGAGAUUGCAGAUGUUUUUGAUUCAUAUGCAAAGUUUUGCUUUAAAACCUUUGGGGACAGGGUGAAGCUCUGGAUUACAGUGAAUGAGCCUUACGUGUGUGCUAAACAUGGGUACGAGGAUGGCCUUUAUGCCCCAGGGCUCAGAGAACCAGGCACCUCUGUCUACCUGGUGGGUCACAACAUGCUGCGUGCCCACUCCAAAGCCUGGCAUAGUUAUGAUGCUAAUUUCAGACAUCUCCAAGGAGGGAAAGUGUCCAUAGCUCUUAGUAGUGACUGGGCUGAGCCUUUGGACCCAAGCAAUCCCGAGGAUGUAUCAGCCACAGAACGAUACAUGGACUUCAUUCUGGGCUGGUUCGCUUGCCCUGUAUUUUGCACAGGGGACUAUCCAGAGAAAAUGAAGACCAGGAUUGAGGCCAGGAACCUGGAACUAGGGUUCUCUGAGGGUCCUCGGCUGCCAAAGUUUUCAGAGGAUGAGCCCAACCCUUUAGGCACAGCAGAUUUCUUUGCACUGAACUACUACACUUCACGUAAAGUGAAGAAUACAAGUUCUCAUCGCAGUGAGCUCAGUUUCAAAGGGGACCAGGGAGCAGAGGUUGUGAUGGAUCCGUCAUGGCCAAUCUGUGGGGUAUCCUGGCUCGCUGUAGUGCCGGAAGGACUGCGCAAGUUGUUAAAUUACAUAAAGGAGACCUACAACAACCCAGACAUCUACAUCACUGAAAACGGCUUCUCACAGAUAGGACCGGUUGAACUGGAGGACAUUGAGCGCUGGCAAUUUUAUCAGGACACUCUUCAGGAAGUAUCUAAAGCUAUCAGAGAUGAUGGUGUGAGUGUGACGGGAUAUUUUGCAUGGACGCUCAUGGAUAACUUUGAGUGGGCAGAAGGCUUCAGAGCACGAUUUGGCCUCUUUCAUGUGGACUUCUCCAGAGCUGAGCUGAAGCGCACCGUUUACCACUCCGGUAGAGAAUAUGCAGCUGUGAUAUCCAGACAUCGCACCCACAUCAAGCUGGAAAAGACCUGAACACAGAAUUUUGUGUUCUCACUAUUCUGGAGGCAUGUCUAACCGUGAUGAGAACAUUCUAUCCGGACUGAAAAAGGAAGUAAUAAUCCAUAGUUUAAGUGAAGAAUGAAAAAAACAUUUUCAAACUUUUAUAAACAUGAAAUACUUGAAAAACAUGAAAUAUACAAAUGUUUCCUGUGGUCAAGUGAGUGAAAAAAGUCAUUUGAAAACAUCUCAACAUAUGAAGUCUGUGCUUUUUCACAGCUUUGAAAAACUGUUUAAGAACUUUCUUAAAUCACUUCUGGAAUAAAGUAUUAAUAAUAAGGAAUAAUGGUCUCUAUUUAAGCUGAAAUGAAUGCUGUAAAGUGGGAGGACCAGAGAUUGACAGGCAGGUAGUGAUUUGCUGUUAUCUACUGCCACAGUGUGGCAGAAAAUGGUAUCACAAGUGUAUAAGCUUCAAGUCAGUGGUCACCAACCCCUGGUCCUGGCGAUCUGCCUUCCUGUUAAGUCUAGUUCCAACUGCAAUCUCCCACACCUGCUCCAGUUAAUUAACUUCUUCAGAAGUCCUUGAUUGGCUGGAUUAGAUGCAUUGGAGGUACAAAAAAGGGGGUAGCAUGUUAGAGGCAGGUUGAUGACCACUGGUUCAAGCAAUAAAUCUGUUUUCACUACA